Dipodomys spectabilis (banner-tailed kangaroo rat) is the source of this 1736-nucleotide messenger RNA. It is a transcript of the gene Cgref1, whose product is annotated as cell growth regulator with EF-hand domain 1. The coding region runs from base 515 to 1426 and encodes 303 amino acids. The record is from RefSeq and is a predicted model, not a curated record. Gene Ontology annotation, molecular function: calcium ion binding. The transcript has 10 exons. Lineage: Eukaryota; Metazoa; Chordata; Mammalia; Rodentia; Heteromyidae.
UGCAGCUUAAAGGACAGGUUAAAGCCACCCAUGCAAUGUGACUACAUCGUCUUGUACAGCCCCUGCCUACAGGAAAGGUACAGAGCUUCCAGAGAGAUGCCACAUGCUUUGACUCAUGGCUCUUUCCUCUAGCUUCACAACCAAGUGAACCAUCAGUUCCAUGACUCCAAACUCUGGUUUCAAAGUCAUCUCAUUACUGGAGAGUCAAGGAGGCCGGUAGCUGGCUCGGGCGGGGCGGUGGCUGGCACCGGCUCGGGACUCUGCCCGGCCUGGGCGGCGGCGGCUGGGAGAGCGACGACGUGGAGCGGCCACGUGGAGCAACUCGGGGCGGGUCGGCCACCACCCGGGCGGCGAGGUGCGGAGGCGAGGCCGGCAGCCUGGAGCGCGCAGGGAGCCGGAGCCCCAGCCCCGCGGGCACCGCAGCAGCACUGGAGGAACAUUCCCUGCCCCUGCCACGCAGUCCUCAGGAUUCAGCACCUCCAGCCCCUGGGAGACAGGUCCAGCUCCAAGAAGAAUGGUACCUUGGAUCAUGAGUGCAUUCAUACUGCCACUGCUCCUGCUCCCACUGGGCCAAGCUGCUCCCAAGGAUGGAGCCAUCAGGCCAGCCCCUGAAGAACAGCAGCGGCUCCUGCCCAACCCCUUUGAGCCAGGUCCAGAGCAGCUUCGGCUUCUGCAGAACUACCUGAAGGGCCUGGGGAAGAUGAAAAGGGAAGAGGAGCCAGAGGCCAUGAACCGGGAGCAGGUUCUCCUCUACCUCUUUGCACUCCAUGACUACGACCAGAGUGGACAGCUGGACGGCCUGGAGCUCUUGGUCAUGCUGACAGCAGCUCUAGCCCCUGGACUCGCUGACUUUCCCAUCAACCCAGUGAUCCUGGUUGUGGACAAGGUGCUUGAGACCCAGGACCUGAAUGGAGAUGGGCUCCUAACCCCGGCAGAGCUCGUCAGCUUCCCAGGAGAAGCCCCCCGGCAUACAGAGCUCCCAGGACUCCUAGUCCCAGCUCUGCAGGAGCCCCAAGCUACUGGGAGGCAGGCCCUAUCUGCUAAAAGCCCACUGAGACAAGAAACCCAGGAAGCCCUGGGAUCCAGGGAAGAGGCAUGGGGCCAGGAAGCAGCCGGAAGGGAGGCUUUGCAGCCUCUACAGGAAGCUGCACAUAAACCAGGAACUGAAGGCGAUGCCCCAGCUUCCCUCGUCCCUGAAGCCAGGGGACAGGAAGUGGCUGAAGAUCCCCCAGGUUCUGAAGGAGAGGCUAGGGAACAGGUAGAGGUGGAAGGAGGAUAUGUCCCAGGUCCCAGACAAGAUGCUGAGGAAGAGGCAGAGGCCAAGGACAAUGGCGGGGAGGUCCUUCUGGGGGAAACACUGGAGUCCAAGAACCUCCCAAACGAGUUUGAGGUUCAUAGUAUUCAACUGGAGAAUGAUGAGAUAUAGACAUUGAGGAUACAGGCUUGCAACUCUCAAAAUCUCAGUGUCAGGACACAAGCCUAAGGGGACAAGAGCCACCUUGGAACUGGAUGUAAUGGCCCAGACUAGUGAUCCCAGCACUCAGAACACAAAAGCAGGAAGGUAGUGUGUUCAAGGCCAGCCUAGACUACAUAGUGAGACCUUGUCUCAAAACCAAAAGAAUAUAAACCAAUUUCUGUGGCCCCUUUGGGGGCAACAGCAGGAGACAUGUCUUUCUGUGUAGUUCAAGGAGACCCUAAACUGAGAGACAACAUUCAGAUUCAGACAACCAAUAAAG